Molecule: messenger RNA, 2838 nt
Organism: Clonostachys solani
Lineage: Eukaryota; Fungi; Ascomycota; Sordariomycetes; Hypocreales; Bionectriaceae
Source: the annotation of a GenBank genome assembly
AUGAACUCUCAGACAUACGCUCAAGUAAAACUGCCUGACGGCACUACUUACGAGCAACCAACAGGCAUAUUCAUUGGAAAUGAAUUUAGACAGUCUGGUGAUAAGACAGUGAUCGAGUCUAUCAAUCCCUAUACCCAGUUGCCCAUUGCAUCUAUUGCUCGAGGAAAGCUUGCAGAUGUCAAUGCUGCUGUUGCCGCUGCUAAGGCUGCCUUCGGUGGCUGGCGUGACACAUCACCUCAAGAUAGAGGUAAACUACUUAGCAAACUAGCAGACUUAAUAGAGCGAGACGUUGAAAUUUUGGCCAAAAUCGAGUCGAUCGACGGUGGCAAGCCCGUACACAUUGCCAAGGGCGCCGACGUUCUCGCUUCAUCUGCUUGCAUUAGAUACUACUCCGGGUGGGCGGACAAAAUUAAGGGAGAUACCAUCGAGACCGAUCCGGACACUUUGAACAUAACUAUAAGAGAACCCGUGGGUGUCUGUGGAUUAAUUAUUCCGUGGAAUUUUCCUCUUCUUAUUACAUGCUGGAAGCUUGGGCCUGCCCUAGCCGCAGGCAAUACCGUGGUUAUUAAACCUGCAGAGCUCACUUCACUUUCUGCGUUGUAUUUGGCAAAGCUUGUGGUUGAAGCUGGCUUCCCUCCGGGCACCGUCAACGUGGUCACGGGCCUUGGCAAUGAAGCUGGGCAAGCAUUGACGGAGCAUCCGGACGUCAAGAAGAUAUCGUUUACCGGCAGCACGCCCGUUGGUAAGGCGAUACUGAAAACGUCUGCCGAUACCAAUCUGAAAAAGGUUACUUUGGAGCUUGGAGGAAAGUCCCCAAGCAUCGUUUUCGAUGACGCCGAUCUGGACCAAGUCGUCGAGGCAGUGAAUGGCGGUAUCUUUUACAAUAUGGGGCAGAACUGUUGCGCCAGUAGCCGUGUCUACGUCCAGGAGUCUAUAUACGAAGACUUUCUCAAGCGAUUUGCCGCCCGGGCUCGACAGAAUAAAUUGGGAGACCCGUUUCACGAGGACAAUUUUCUUGGCCCGCAGAUUGAUGGCAAGCAGCACUCCAAAAUCAUGGGUAUGAUUCAAAGAGCGAAGGCAGAUGGCGUUGGAGUUGUCACUGGCGGCACCAGCCCCGAGGGCUGGUUUAUUGAGCCCACAAUCUUCCGUGAUGUCAAACCAUCAGCGGAAAUCAUGCAACAGGAGGUUUUCGGCCCUGUCGUUGCUGUGGCCCCCUUCAAGGAUAUUGAUGAUGUUUUGGAAAAAGCACAUGACACCAUUUAUGGCCUGGCCGCUGCAGUCUUCACUUCGGAUAUGAAACGAGGCAUCCGCUUAUCGAAGAUGCUUCAAGCUGGUUCGGUUUGGGUAAACAACUACAAUAUGAUCUCACAUGCUCUUCCAUUUGGAGGAUACGGGCAGAGUGGAAACGGCAAAGACUUGGGAUACGAGGGCAUUGAAGGGUACACACAGCUUAAGACUGAGACUCAGCGAAAACUACUCACGCUUAACAAGGGAAUCAUGUCGUAUCCCCGCGAGGAAAGACCCGAUCCUUUGGGCAAGAUCCGAAGUCUGAGCCCAAUCGAAUGCGGAGAAGACGCAGCAAAGCAUUUUCUGCACGACGCCGACUAUAUUAACCUUAAUCACGGAUCUUACGGCACAUAUCCGAGGGAGGUUCGCGACGUUCUUCGUCACUACCAAGAUCGAGCCGAAGCCAGGCCUGAUCACUUUGUUCGUUAUCAGUAUCGUGUCGACCUACUCAGGGAGUCUCGAGAAGUACUUGCAGAGUACUUAGAUGUCCCGGCCGAAUGCUGCGUCUAUGUUCCGAAUGCAUCCACAGGCAUCGACACGAUUCUGCACAAUUUCAACUACAAGCCCGGAGAUGUGAUUAUUGGGUUUCCUACAAUUUACGAUUCUUACGAGUCUACUGCGAAGUAUCUCAACGAGGUCACACCUGCAGAGUUCAAAAAGAUCGAGUACACUUAUCCAAUCUCCGAUGAACUUAUUUGCCAGGCUUUCGAGGAUACCGUCAAGGAGCUCUUACAACAGGGCAAGAAGCCAAAAGUCGCAUUAUUUGACACUAUAUCCUCUCUCCCCGGGCUUCGAAUGCCUUUUGAGCGUCUAACGAAGAUAUGUCGCUUGUACAACGUUCUUUCGCUCAUCGAUGGAGCCCAUGGAGUUGGAAUGAUCCCGUUGCAUCUCCGGCAGUUGGAUGCUGAUUUUCUCGUCAGUAAUUGCCACAAGUGGCUCUACACCCCAAGGAGUUGCGCGUUCCUAUACGUGCCAGUCCGCAACCAGCAUCUCCUCAAGAUAACAUUUCCAACCGGUUUCGGUUUUCUCGAAUUUCCCAAAGACGAGGACGCCCGGAAGCUGGUCUCAAACAACUUUAUCGAAAACUUUGCUGAUCUCAACACGAGGGACGACACUUCUUAUCUCUGCGUCAGGGCUGCGCUGGAAUGGAGGAAGAAGCUGGUGUGGAAAGACAAACAAGGAGAGGAGGCUAUCAUGAGCUACCUGUACUACCUCGCGGAGCAGGCCGGAUCCAUCUUCGCUGCGGCGCUCGGGACAGAAGUUCUAAGUCAGGGGAUCACCAGUAUGGUCAAUAUUCGCCUGCCCUUGGCGAUGGACAUAAUUACGGGAGGAGUGCCGCCAAACGUAGGUGAAGUGUCGGCGUGGGUCAUGAAGGAGAUGAUGGAACAACAUGGCACCGCUAUCAACCUUACCUUCUAUAACGGUGCUCUCUGGAUCAGGCUGAGUGCUCAAGUAUACCUGACUGUGCAAGAUUUUGAGGUUGCUGCUGGGCGUCUCAAGAUCAUUUGCGAUACUGCAUCAAAGCGCAUUUGGAAUUUCAGGUCUUCGUAA